GUAGUACGCAGAGUAUGAUGACGCAUGUGUUGUUGUUGUGGCUGGGGCAGGAGGAGCUUUGCUGUGCUGCUGAACUUAAUCCUCCGUAAUGCGACCUGGAUCUUUUGUUAGAUUUGCUCUGAAUGCGUGCACACACACCGAAAUAAAUCGCUAAAUUGCUGCUAAAUUGUGACAUGCACCAAGUAGGCAGGGAACAGAUUGUUAGUUAAGGUUCGCAGUGUGGCGAGUUUGAAUGCUCGGCUAACUGCAUGAGUCGCUUCUGAUCUGCCAUCUGAUAGUCGGCGAGUUUCUUCUGCACCGAACAUGUUAGUCAACCCUACACGUGGAUAUCACUGGUCGGACGCAGAGACCAGGGCAUUGCUCAAUAUCUACGGCGAACACGACGUGCAGACUGCGCUUGAUGGAAACUUUCGGAACAGUCACGUUUAUCGAGACAUCUCAGGUCGGUUAGGGCACAUGGGCUACGAUCGGACCCCAGAUCAGUGCCGGGUGCGAGUCAAGAGCCUGAAAAGGCAGUAUUUCCUGGCUAAGAAAGCCGCGCAGAAAAACGGACAGUAUCCCAAAAUGUUCAGGUUCUACGAUGAGAUGGAGAGGAUCCUUAGCAGUAGGUCAGCUGCUGGGCUGGACACUCAGGACUUGGACGGCGUGGGUGCUGAAGGGGAUGAAACCAUGGAUGGUGAAGAUGAUGGGGAGAGUCUAGAUCAGCCGCAGGAGUCAGACAUGGACGGUGCAGGAGAAUGCUCCAACAUCGACUACCCUGUUAAAAUCGAGUACCCACCAUAUCCCAUUCCAGUCACAGUGGGCAGUAGCAACGUUGUUCCAGAAGUUCCACCUCAACAGAGCGACAUGCAGCCUGCUAACAUGGGAUCUUCAUCCUCGAGUAGACGCCAUCGAAAGCGCUUUACAAACAUGCCCCUGGAAAAACUGAUGGAAAAGUUUCUGGAACAGAGUUUAGAUGCUGAGGAGACCUUUUAUAGGAUUGAAGAACAGCGUCUUCAAGCGGAAGAUCUCCGCAGGGAAGCGGAACACACCAGAGAAAUGCACAUGCUGCAGAUGCUGGGUCAAAUGUUUGCUGGUCUGACCACACCCCAGCAGCCCCGUAACCUGCCCACCGGCCCCCCUGUACCCCCCUCCGGACCACCUCCACGUGUUUUUUGCGGGAACCUCAACCAUCAAGCCUCAAAGACUGACUACGUGAAACACAGUCAGCCGGCUGCUCCAGUUAUAGAGCGGACGUUCUCCCUGGGAAGAGAAGCACACAGAAGCAUGAGCAAUAUCCUCCCAUUGGUUAAAAAUACCAUUCCGCCACUGACGUCCAAAAAGCACAAGGGUCAAGACGGUCGCAUAGGAGUUAUAGGGGGAUGUCGAGAAUACACUGGAGCACCUUACUUUGCUGCUAUUUCUGCUUUAAAAAUAGGCGCAGACCUGUCCCAUGUUUUCUGCACCAGAGAUGCUGCCACUGUAAUCAAGUCUUACAGCCCUGAGCUUAUAGUUCAUCCUGUGCUAGACAGCCCCGGUGCCGUGGAGGAGAUAGAGAAAUGGUUGCCAAGGCUUCACAGUCUGGUAGUGGGUCCUGGCUUAGGCAGGGAAGAUAAUCUUCUUAAGAAUGCAAAGGAGAUUAUUGAAAAGUCAAAAACAAGAGGAAUUCCAAUAAUUAUUGAUGCAGACGGACUUUGGCUUGUCGCUAAGGAUCCAUCGAUCAUCCAAGGUUAUCAAAGAUGCAUUUUAACACCCAACUUCAUGGAAUUCAGUCGUCUUUGUGAAGCAAUGCAUCAUGUAUCCCUGGAUGGCACUGACCUCAGGGUCACUGCUCAACAGCUGAGCAUCGCAUUGGGUAACGUGACCAUGUUAUUAAAGGGAGAAGAGGAUAUCAUCACUGAUGGCAAUCAAGUGUUAACAUGCAGUCAGGAGGGAAGUGGCCGUCGCUGUGGGGGGCAGGGAGAUCUGCUCUCUGGUUCGUUAGGAGUCUUCUCUCAUUGGACGUUCAGUUCUACUUUAAAUGCAACUGAAGGUAUGAAUCCUACACUGGUUGCUGCGUUCGGUGCUGCCUCACUGACCAGGCAGUGUAACAGGCAAGCCUUUCACAAAUAUGGCCGUGCCACCACCACAACCGACAUGAUCCAGGAAAUCAGCACCGCCUUCAGGAGGCUGUUUGAAAACUGAACUACUGUUUGUGCCCUCUACUUCAUCUGAUUUCCCUCAGGAUCUUCCCUUCUUAAUAAAGAAGAAAUGCAUAGAAACCAAAUAUACAAGUGUACAGCUAACACAAAUACCUUAUACCAGUGACAUACAUGAUGACAUACUUAUCAUAAUUUGGCACAUCCAGGAUCUACAUACUCAAGUGUCCACCAUUGUUUUUUUUUACUGUGUUGUAGCAAAGCAAUAGAGCAGUCUGAGUUAGAGAUGCACUGAUUUCAUUUAAUUUCCAUAGUAUAAAUGUUUUAAGCAUCAUACAGUACCCAUUAUCAGUCUGGCACCAAUGUCCACACAAUAAAGCCAUGAUUACACCAGAAACCAGACAUUUAUUUCUGCUUGCAAACUAAGCAAGACCAAGGUGGGACUUACAGAUUCGUGUUUAAACGUAUUGAGAUAGACUAAUAGAAUCUCAAAAUAUGCCUAAAAUGAAAAAUGCUGCUAAUUUGUUUGCAAGCUUUUGGAGGAAAGUAGUUGGAUAUCACAAUGUAUUAACCCAGUUUUACUGUUAGGACCGGAGUCUGAUGCACUUGCCCAACCAAAUGCUGCUCCUAUAUUCUACAUAGGACAGUAUAUAAAGGAUGUAAAAAUUCUACACAUCCCUGUCAAAAUACAUGUUUUUUGUGAUAUAACAAUGUGACUAAGAUGAAUAGUUUCAGAACUUUUUCCACCUUUAAUGUGACCUAUAAUCUGUUCAAUUUAGUUGAAAAACAAACAGAUUUUUAUUUAAAUAAUGUGGUUGCAUAACUAUGCACACCCUUAAACUAAUUAAUAAAUGCCACAUAUGUGCUAAACUGGUGAGGUGAAAUAGAAAUAGCACUGAUAAGUCUGCAAAAUAUUAAAAAUAUUUAAAACUUUAUUCAAAAAGUAUCUAAAAGUAUACAGGAAUUGUACAUGUGCUACAGGUUUUAUAUUAUAUAAGGUAGUGGUAUUGCACAUGUACAAAAUAACAGUAGUAUUACACAUUUAAAAAAAAAACCUUAUGUACUUGUAACUAACAUUUUUAGCUAAUACAGUAAUACUACUAACAGAAAUUAUUUCACUUUAUAAAAGUAUUAUACUUCUGGUAUAUUGUUGUACAUAAAACGUGUGUUAUAAUGAUGUUAAAGUAACUGGGGUAUUAGGCACUAAGGUGGCACAGCUGUAAAACACGCUAGCACACCAGAGCUGACAUUUCGAACUCGCCAUCCAGCAGGCUGGGCGCCUACACAAACAACGAUUGGCUUGUUGUUCAUUCAGGGCGGGUGCCGGACGGGACCUCAUAACCAAUGCAAUUACGACCAUCUCCUUGCUGAUGGCAGCUGCACAGAGACUGGGGGAUAAUGAGGAUCAGGGUGUGGCUCUCAGUACACAAAACUGAUCUGCAGGUGAAAAGAUGCAGUUGGCUACUGCACGCGUGUCGGAGGGGGCGUGUGUCAUUGUCGGCUCUCCUCAACCAGGGUGGAGAUCAGCAUCAGUAGAGAGGAAGCAUAAUGCAAUUGGGUAAUUGGAUAUGACUAGAUUGGGAGGAAAAAUUGGGAAAAAUGCAAAAAAGUGUGUUAAGAGGGUAUUAUGUGUUCAGUUUGACAAUGGCACUAUACUUUGUUGAAGCACUUUUUUUUUCAUUUUAGGUUAGUUAGGUAUCAGCAUGGCACAACUUUGCCCACUCUUCCUUGCAAAAGAUCUUUUUAGUAAAGUCAUUCUUUUGUUGUUGUGGAGUUAUGCUUUGGGUCGUUGUCAUCCUGAAAAGUUAAAUGUCUCUUCAUCUUCAGAUUUUUACAGGCCUAAAGGUAUUGAUUGAUGGAUAUUUGGAACUGUUCAUAAUUCCCUCCACCUUUACUAAAGCUCCAGCUCCAGCUGAAGAAAAACAGACCCAAAGCAUAAUGUUCCCACCACCAUGCUUCACUGGGGGUAUGGUCUUUUUUUGAUGUACAGUUCAGUUUUUGCACCAAAAAUACCUUUUGGAAUUAUUCAACAUUGGUCUCUGGGCAUGUAGGUUUUUGCAAAAUGUAGCCGGGCUUGGAUGUUUGGGUUGUUUUUUUUUGCCACCUUACUUCACAGCCCAGACUAUGAAGAAUACAGGAGAUUGUUUUCACAUGUAGUACACAGUACACUUGCCAGAAAAUCCUGCAGCUCCAUUAAUGUUCCUGUUGGCAUCAUUAAACAUCAAUCGAACUUCACAGAUUAUAGCGAUUAUAGGUCACAUUAAAAGUGGAAAUAAAUCUAAAAUAAUUUAUCUUGGUCUGAUUUUUUUAAUUCACAGCUAUUACCAGGGGUGUGUAGACUUUUAUAUCCACUGUAGUCCACCCUACCUUCUGCAAACUGCACCUUUUUCUAAAGAGUAAUUUUAGCUGGUAAGGAUGUGUAAUAAAUGUAUAAUAAAGUUGAACAGAGAUGUAUUCUGUUUACUGUUAAGCAAGAGCUAUUUAGUACCACACUGUUCUCAGUUCUAAUGGCAGCAUUAAUGUCAUCUGUUUGUCAUUAUGUCAGCUGAACUGUUCUUUAUUGAUAAUCAAUAUGAUCUAAAUACAUCCACUAUUCGACUCACUCUAAUGCAAGUAUGGUGUUAUUGAUGGACAUAAUGGACUAGUCAGUGAAGUGUUUAUUAACAUAAAUUGUAUAUUAAACCUAGUGGACAAACCAGCACCUCAGUUAUUAGAAUUAUUUUGCAGUAAGGAAAGUUUGUGGGUUCUUGUUUUACCCAGAAUUAAUUUUUUAGACAUGAAUCUUUGUUAUCCAGUUAUAGGCCCCUGUAAGUACCAGUUUUUAUGGUAUGUGUAAAAUAUCUGUGAAUUUUUUAUUUAAAUGUAUUAAAACAUCUUAAUUUUG
Trichomycterus rosablanca is the source of this 5001-nucleotide messenger RNA. It is a transcript of the gene naxd, whose product is annotated as NAD(P)HX dehydratase. The transcript has 11 exons. NCBI's taxonomy places the organism in Eukaryota, Metazoa, Chordata, Actinopteri, Siluriformes, Trichomycteridae. Gene Ontology annotation, biological process: metabolite repair. The record is from RefSeq and is a predicted model, not a curated record. Bases 304 to 2163 code for a protein of 619 amino acids. Gene Ontology annotation, molecular function: ATP-dependent NAD(P)H-hydrate dehydratase activity.